AGCUAGAAGAACUGAUGUUUGAAGUUUCUAGAUUUGCGUCAUCGAUAAUUGACAAUGUUGGUUGUCAAGUGAGACCCGAGGAUCUGUCUGUCAGCUUGCGUUUCAACUGACCUUAAAUUUUGUGUUGCUUAUGGGAUAGACUCAGAUAAAACAUAAUCCAUGGAGAAUUUUCUUUCCUUUAGUUCAUAUUUCAGCCCAAAGCAGGGACUCCGUCACAAUUUUCAAAGUGAGUGGCCAGAUUACAGAUUGUGUCCCGAAGUUAUUUUCGUUUGCGAAAAAAGGAGAGCAUGUCUUUUUCUUAUCUUGCCUCUUGUUUGCAGUUAUUGCUAUCUUUUGUGUAAAUAGUAAAAAAGUAAAUAACAAAACAGCAAUUAGUACAUUAACGACAGGCCUCACUUCCCACGUGUAUUUCCCUUUUGCUUUCAAAGAUGUUUAUGAAAUACAAAUAUAUACUCAAGUAGAAUAGUAUCUUAGGAUAAACAGUUGAUCAUGAUAAGAAGGCUGUCUGAUAAAUAAUUCCCCAAGUCAAAAAUCUCAGCAUAUGAUCAACACCUCUUUUUAUUAAAUGCCACCCUCUCAAUAGACGCCGCAUCAAAUUCUUUAAAGUAACUGCCGUAUUUAACUGUCCAAAAAAUAUGCAAAGAAACAACACUUUCUAACUCCAUAUCUCUGGCAAUAUAGAUGUUGGUUAUAUUUAGAAUUGCAACAUUGAGAUCGACAAUUUUGGUGAUCAUGUGCAGUGUGUGAAUCGAGAGACUGUCUGACAGCUCGAUUUCUAGUUGUCCUAAAAUAUUGAGUUGCUCGUUGCAUCCAUUUAUACGCAGUGAAUUAUAAAAGCGGAUAUAGAGUGUAGUGGAUCCAAAAAGGCAUUUAGCAGAUUGAAACUCAUGUCCCUGCAGAAACGCAUAUGACACGGUAUGUGUGAAAGGUAUAGAAUAUAAGGCACGAUAAAUCCCUGGGCCCAACAUUAAAUGGUAGUUUAUUAGAAGACAAAUUGCUAGAAGUGUAUAUAUUUUUGAUUGCAUUCAUGAUCGUCCUACGCGUAAAAAAAUUUGAGGCAAAUUGUUCCUGAAGAUGACGUGUAAUGCCGUCUUCAGUCGCGAAACACCUAAAUCUUUGUGCAGCAUACACACUAAAUUCCACAUUUUUUCGCGAUAUCCGUGCUAUGCUUGCCGUCCGUAAAGUAUUGCUUUCCUUACCCAGUCCGCACGCAAAACCGCGCGACCUCUCAAGAGACCAGAGCGCACGCUAUAAGUUCGCCAUUUUCCCCCAAGUUGCUUUGUUAUUCCCUAAGCAUUCCUUCUUCUAUCAAAAUAUGAAGUUAAUACUUCAACAUUUUGCUUUUGAACUCCUUGAAACAAUAACUUUUGAUAAGUUGUCUACAGAGCUUUUGGCAAGAUAAGAGACAGUAGAGUGGCUUGGUCUUUCCAAGCAACGAGUUGCAAAGCGAAGACCCUGGGCGUCAGGUAUGAGAUCUCAGGUAUGAAGUUGUCAAAUUCAGCUUGUAAUGUGUUUGCUUCGGCAAAAUGAUAAGAGUACUGUACUUUGACGAAGUCAGUGAUGUAAGUUCACAUUUUUCCGCAAAUCUCAUUGCGAAAGGUUUGUAAAUAUUGUAUAGGUUACUUGCUCUUUUGGUAUCGGAUGGGAUAGAAAAUUUUCUAGAUAAAGACCCGCUACACCGCGGGACGAGUGCAGUAUCCAAUACAAAGCACGUGUUUUAAUUAAUAGGAGACAAACUGUUCUUGAGUUGCAAGGCUCUUCUGACUUUUUUCGACAGCAAAAGUCAUGCAAGCUACAAAUGCCCCUAAGUGGUACUCAUUUCGUACCGACAGACACCCUUCCAUUGCUACCCCAAGCCCCAUUUACCACUUUUGUCUACUUCCUUUUGUCUGUAGGCGUUCGUCUUAGGCCAGCUUUUGUAUGUUUCUUGCUGUGUUUGAAGCAAAUCCAAAUCAAGUAGGCUUUAGGUCACUGAAGAUGUCUGUCCUGAACAUUGCUGCAGGUAAAACAUUGUUCAAAAUCAUCCGACAAAGACAAGAUUGACUUUGUUUAGAUGCAAACAAGAAUCUGAAUGCUCCUUUAAUCUUUAUAUCAACCAGUUCUUUCUCAAAAAUAUCAUCUCUCAAAAUGAUUUGUAAUUUGCCACUGAAAAUUUUUAAAAGCAUUUUAUCUGUAUUUCAUUGGACGCUGAUAUGUAUAGUUUGUUUUGGUGCUUUUAAAGGAAUCAAAGGUUUUGAGAAUCGCAAAAGAAUGUUUCCGAUGGAGCCUUCCCACUUUCAGAAUGCGGCUGUAGCAACAGAUGAUAAGAGAUGUUCAGAGAUGGGGAAGUCUAUUCUCCUUAAAGGAGGAAGUGCUGUUGAUAGUGCAAUUACAGUUCAGCUGUGCAUUGAAGCAGUCAAUAGCCAUUCUACUGGCAUAACUGGAGGAGGAUUCAUGAUCAUAUAUGACAAAAAAUCAGGAAAAUCAAGCGUCAUUGAUUUUCGGGAAAUAUUGCCUUUGAAAUUCAAGAAUAAUAAGGAGAAAAGAAAAGGAGAAAUAACGUUAGUUCCUGGCGUUCUCCGCGGACUUGAGAAAGCGCAUAAGAUGUAUGGCAAACUGAAAUGGGAGGAACUCUUUAAUCCUGUAAUAAGUCUUUGCGAGAAAGGCUUCGAAGUUUCUAUCGCUCUUGCACGAGCAAUACAGAGCACAAAGUAUUACAUACUGAGAGAUGAAGCUUUAAAAGAACUUUUGGCUCCAAAUGGUAGUUUACUUAAUCAAGGCAAUAUUCUCAAACGCCCUAAAUUGGCGCAAACGUUCAGAAAAAUAGCUAAAGAUGGAGCAGAUGUGUUUUACAAGAAAGAAAUUGCACAUCAAAUAGUUGAAGAUCUCAAAACUGCUGGUGGAUUCAUUUCUUUGAAAGACUUGCAGAGGUACAAGGCAAUAGUAAGGCGUCCGCUGAAAACGUUCGUAAAAGGACAAGCUAUGCUGUCUAUACCUCCGCCUGGCAGCGGAGCACUUGUUUCAUUGGCUGUUAAAAUCAUGGCUGGUUUUAAUUGGACGCGAGACGACAUCACUAAUUAUGAUAGACGACCACUAACUUACCAUCGAAUAAUCGAAGCAUUCAAAUUUGCUUUUGCCCCUAGCACCUUCCUGGGAGACCCAAAGUUUACAAACUUCACUAAAGAGGUAGUCCGGUACAUGCUUGAUGAUAACGUAGCAGAAAGCCUGCGAUUGCGAAUCGAUAACACGUCACAUCCUGUCAAUUACUAUGGACCUCACAGCACAGCUACUCCAGUGGACAAGAAAGGUACCACACACAUUUCUAUACUAGGGCCUGAUGGAGAUGCUGUUGCCUUGACAUCAACUAUUAAUGGAUACUUUGGUUCCAAACUGAGAUCGAAGAAACUUGGCUUCUUCUACAACAACGAACUUUCGGACUUUGGUGUCUUUUGGCCAAAAGUUUACAAUUUGAAGCAAGACGAAAAAAUCCCAGGAAAAAGGCCAGCUUCUAAUGCAUCACCAACAAUAUUUGUUGACAAAUUUGGAAAUGUUUCGGCUGUUUUGGGAGCAGCUGGAGGUCAUUUCAUACCAACCUCACUGGCUAUGACUAUAGCCAAUUUGCUCUUCUUUGGAGAUAACGUAAAGGAGGCUGUUUCCAGACCAAGGCUACAUUGUCAACUUUUUCCUCCCACCGUCGUCCAUGAGUCAAAGUUUCCGGCAGAGUUGAUCAAACCUCUGAGGAUGUACGGCCAUAUGCACGUGACAAAUAGCACUUACGAUGUAUCAGGGCAAUAUAAUGCUGCUAUGGGAAUCAUACAGGCCAUUGUCCGGGAGCAAGAUGGCAGGUUGUCGGCUGAAGCUGAUUAUCGAAAAGGAGGCUUGCCAGCUGGGUAUUAGCAUUGGGUCACAGAAUAGGAAUUAGGCAGAAGGGGAACUCCUGCCUAUCAGGUGAAGCCUGAAAAACUAGCGCAUGCGUUAAUUUAUACGAGGCUUAGCAUGUAUUUAAGACAAAAUGCCCUAUGAUAGUGAAAAAAUUCAAUUAUGUAUCAUAAUUCGUUUAUAUCUGAUUAAUGAAAGAUAAUUUGUCAUGACUAAGUUCGUCUAAUGACAUCGAGGUUAAAAGGGAAUUAAGGAAUUCUAUUGUUGACUCAGGCUUCAAAAACAACAAAGGAACCGACGAGAGUUACCCUUCUGCCUAUUUCCUAUUCUGUGAUUGGGUGUUAGAGGUAAUUUUGAAAAUGAGGCAGGUAAUUGUUUAAAAAAUAACAAUUUGAAGCCACCAACUGGCGUUUUAUUGUAAAAUACUAUGCAUAUAAAUUAAUUCAUAAACAAGUACCAAAAAAUGAUGUUAAAGCAUCAAACGAUCUAAUAGUAUAAUAGUUUACAUAAAUACCAAGUUAUUUCUUAAUGAUAGAUUGAAAUUAUUGAUCUCACUCUAAUUAUAAUAACAUACUCCGUUUAAAAUUGUUUUUUGUAUAUAGAAUAUCAAUACUACCUUUUAAACAUUCCAUUUGAUUUAGAAAUAAGUGAAACUCCAUUUUUCAACUAACAAAUCACAUCCUUUAAAAAGACUUUCUUCCGGUGCUCAUUAAUGAUAAUUCAUCGCAAUAAGUUAUUGUUUCAAUGGUAAGAUCUUAAAAGAUCAAAACUAUAAUAUUGUUGAUUUUUCUGUGUUAAUCUAAAAAUAAUCUUGUAUCAACUCUUUCAUGAUGGUAAUCAGUUGAUAAAAAUAAAAUAAACCGUUAUUAAAGGCACUGAUAUUCAAUUUACUUUGAAUACACUUUUUUACUUCAGUAAUUCUUUUAUCUUUACAAAGAAUAAUUAGAUAUUAAUCCAUCUACAACGGAAGCCAUAGCAAUGCUGUCUUACAUGACUGGUUCUUGUUGCACUGCAUUUUACCUGUUUACCUGACGUGUCGUUGGGCAAUAAUGCAUUGUGCAAAGUUACAUGUGUGCAUGGUCGCAUUCAAGUUCAUAUUGUUGUCAAACACGCUUCUUGGAGGCACCAGAAAUGAGUGGCUAUUAUUAUUAUUAUGUUUGAUUAAGAUAUCACAUAGUACUAUCCACAUAGGCCUUUAUCUCAGCUAACGGCUUGAUAAUUAUUUGACAUAUUCGCGUGAGUUAUUUUCUACUUCUCCUUUCGUGCAACUAACUACGUCCAUAUGUAUGUUUCCGCUAAUACCCUUGACCUAUGAUCUACCACGUGUAUGGAUUGUUGUUUAUACGAGGCUAACCUCUGACCUUGCACAUAUCACGUGCUACUAUUCUUUCCUAAUCAUUCGUGAUUUCCAGACCUACAAUGCCUAAACUUAAAUUUCACAGCAAUUGUGUUUGAUUAAGAGAUCACAUGACAUUUUUGGCUGGACGAUUAAUGAAAUCUCGUUAGAAAUGUCUUAUUACGUUGCGUGUAUUCGAGUCCUGUUAGAGCGUUAUUUUGUACUUAUAUUUGUCUUUUUGUAAGCAAAUAAAAGAGGUUUAGCUAUGAUUAAUGGUUCUACAUCAAUCUUAUGUCCCUGUCUACCUUGGGUGUCCAUAAAAUGAUGUGUACGUAUCUCAUGACAUGGCACCAAAACUAGCUAUAUAACAGACAAGAAAAAGACACGAUCUAUCGAAGACCAUAAUGUCAUUUGGCAACAAUUCUUUCAUUAUUGUAGUUUCUUUGAACGCGCUUUUGCUUGCUUGCAAGAUUCUCAUUUCACACAAGGAGAUUUUUUCCACUGUAUGGCCUUCUCCUUCAAAUGGUUAAAUUUGCCCAAGUAAUCGCAUCAGCAUUAGCACCCGAAUAGACCAAUGCCUCAGCACUCUCGAGUGCUUUCAAGUUAUUGAUCUGGCACACAGGCUAUGAAAUAGUACUGCCGCAGAACUGAAAGCAGGGAAGGGGUUGUCCUCUCACAAAUCCAUCAAACAUGGGGUAAACUGAUUUUAAAAAAAGGUUUCUGAAAUUGCGUGAUGUAAACGCUAAUUUGUAAACAAAGAUUGAUCGGCAUGAGCAGGACUCCUGGCUUCACGCGUGACCGCUAUAUACUUGCAAUAGGAGCGAAAUUCCUCUUAAUAAGGUCAGGGGCGGCUGACCCGUUCAAGCUCUAAAAGGACUUGAAUCAAAUUUUUGCCAAUUUUGAAAAUAAAAUACUUAACUUUAUUCGUUAGAUAUCAUCUUGUUUUUUGUCAUCAUGAAUUUUAAAAACAAUCGUACAAUUCUUUACAUUUCCAUUAUAACUUUGUUUUUUGCGAUAUUUUUUUACGGUGUUACGUCGAAGCCUAAAAGAAGGCACGUGGCAAAAUCAGAGGAAAACUCUA
Rhopilema esculentum is the source of this 6275-nucleotide messenger RNA. The record is from RefSeq and is a predicted model, not a curated record. Lineage: Eukaryota; Metazoa; Cnidaria; Scyphozoa; Rhizostomeae; Rhizostomatidae.